AUGGAAGUACCCGAGUUGCAGGUGGGUAGGAAGGUGAUGAAGGCGAUAAAGAAGAAGAGGUCGCACUGGGAGCAGACGUACAGCGUCAAAAUCGGGAAAGAUUGUUUCCUGGAAGUUAUUUCCGCUCUCAAGAAAUCCUCGUAUUCGAAUUUUGCCGACGAUGGUGUAUCAGAGAUCCGAAGAAUAGGGAAGGAAGUAAUGGAGGGAGCGUGCAAGCGGGUGGCAGAGAGGUUUAGAAAUUGCGUGUUCGAGAGACGGUUUAACGAGAGGCAAGACGAACUUUGCCGUGCGCUUGUGGAUGUGAAGGAGCUGUGUGAGGCUCUGGACGAAGAUAGCAGUGAUUGGCUGGCGCGGGCCAGGCUCGAACGUGACGAGUCGUCUCUUUUACUGGCCAAGUCCUUGGGCGAUUGGAGAAAAGUCCUUGACUCGAAAUUCUUGCCCUGGAUUUGUUGCCCGGAUGAGGUCUACAAACUGAGGAUGUUCCAAGGUAUUGCAUUGAGGCUCGAGAAGCAGCAACUGACGACCAUCUCCCCACAAGUGCGCAAAAGCAUUAUCAAUUUUCUGGAGAAAGUUAAGCUCAGGCUGUUUAAAUUAUUCAACAGGACCUUGAUGGUUGGCCCACCUCAUGUCAGGGAGGUUGUGAGCAGAAUGAGUGAUGUUCCGCUUGUUGAGUUGUCCUCUUCCACUGGUUAUUUAAAAAAAGAAGCCUGCCGCCUGACGAAGAAGAGGCUGGUGGGCCUCGACAGCACAAUCGAUGGAAUCUUUGAAGCUUUAGCAGGAUCGGGCCGAGCAGGGCCUAGGCCCAGGGGUUUAUUCCUCCUCGUGGGCCAAAGUGGGUCCGGCAUCACAGAGAUUGCCAAGGCCGUUGCACAACAUUGGUAUGGAGACGCGAGCAGGCUUGUGGAGAUUGAGAUGUGCAAGUAUUACGAUGGAAACCCCUGUAGAAUGGCAACAAGGGAUCCCGAAACCAAGGCAAACCUCGAGCUUUUCUGGAACUGUCUCUCGGAGAUCGUGAGGAAACGGCCCUAUUCUGUGAUUCUUCUGGAUGGAAUAUAUAGCGCGGGCUUUUGUGUUAAGAGACUACUCCAUGUUUUACAUGGUGAUGCACCAAAUGAAUCCUCCGGAGUUGAUUUUUCCAAGUGUAUUAUUUUCUUGGCAGCAAGACGGGGCCGUGCUGGGCUUAAGUUGAACUGUACAUGUUUCGGUAAAAGACCACAACUCGAGGAGGCAUUCGAGCGCGAUCCAACAGGAUUCGAGAGGGCCCACGACUGUUUGCCGAAAAUUUUGGAAGAUGCUCUGUCCAUUGUAUGUACUAAUUUGUUUUAUUCUUGGGUUGUUUUCCACAUGCAUUGUAAUGGACUUAUUAUUUUGCAGGGAAGACGUUUAACUGGGUCCGAGCUGUUUGAUUCUAUGGUGGAUAAAGCUUUUGCUGUGGAUGUUAGGCACAAUGAGAAGGCUGUUUGUAGAAUGCUUCUUAGGGAGAUGGUUAGAGAAGUUGGUGAGGGAAGGAUUCUCGUGCAUAUCUCAGAUGCUGCUUUGAACGCCAUGCUUUGGAAUUCACGUGCUAGUUUUUCGUUAUCAACUCCUGGAAAGGCUUUGAAAGAAACGUUGGUUGAAGAGGUCCGGCCACAGUUGGUGGCAGCCAGAGGUUGUUAUAAUAGCAAUGUUAUUGUAUAUAUCGACACUCUGAUUGGAACUGGCGAGCUGUCGUUUAGAUUUGAAGAGAACAAACGAGACCUAGCCGAUUGCUACUUCAAGCACAAGGACGGGACAUUUGUCAGCGUGGUGGCCAAUUUGAGGCUAAAACUGGAGUCAGCCUGCAAAUUGUUUGAGUUGCGCAAACAGAUUAUGUGUCAUUUGAGUCCAACCAAUGGAGACAGUGUACUGUUGGGGAGGUCCCUGCUGUACAUGUGCAAAUAUCUCUCAAAUUUUUCUCCUUUGUCUCCGAGCUUGGAGGAGGGAGUCACAACAAGAGGAAUACCAGUGACAAUAUCUAAUACGGGUGAAGAGAAGUUGAAGUUGAAGGAUAUAGUGAUGAUGAGUUUCUUAGCAAAAGCCGAUACAAGUCCUGCUGAAGCAGUUACCCGGGUCAUAAUCGAUGCCAUAUCCAAGAUGUUUGAUGCUCCACUGGAAGAUUAUAAUCGGAGUCACCUAAUUUUAUGCCCGCACGCUUAUGAUGCUAAGAGGCAACUGAUUUUAUGUCUGAGCGAAUUCCUCAAGUCGAAUUUCACGCAUGUCAAUCUAAAAAAUAACAUGAACAACAGCGGCCAUCAAAUCAAGAAAUUGCUGAUGGAGGGUGUGAAGGAGAGGCUUUUUGCUGUUUUCAUGCUCGAUGGAGUUGAGGAUUUGGAUGAUGUCCUCUACAGGAGCCUUCUCGAGAUUCUUGAUAAGGGUGAACUCGUUGAUGACAGUGGUCAACCUGUUGACUUCCGGAGAGCUAUCUUUAUCCUCGCGUCAGAGGCUGCCAACAGGCAGGCAAUUGCUGGCUUCUUUGAUUCCCCACCGCGUGAUGAGGAUACUGAUACUAAUCAGAAAAAUACGAAACGAGGUCGAUCUGAGCUGCUUCCUUGGGUUGCGAUGAAUAGGCAACCUCCAGAGAAGAGACGUAAAGUGGAGUCGCUUGCCCGGGUUGAAAUAGUUCCCCGCCAUGUUAUUAAGGAAGUGAAACACUUUAGAACGGAAUUGCUUAACCGAGUGGGUGAAAUAAUUCUUUUUAGCCCGACAAGUUCACACAAACAAGGAGACAUGCGCCGGCUUUCUAAAUGCAACAGCUUCAUCAAAUGCUCCGCAACUAAAGCUGUAUCGGUUUCGAGCAUCAUUAAAUUGUUCCAAUGUGGCGAUAGAGACGAUGGGUUUUUUGAUUAUUUACAACAGCAGUUGUCAUCAUCGCGUGUCAAAUUCCAUUUGUUGGGGAGCGCGGGAGAUAACUAUGGAGUCGAGGAGACCUGUUCAUCAUACUUCUCAAGUUAUGAAUGGCUGAAUGAGCUUUAA
Messenger RNA from Striga hermonthica, 2991 nucleotides. The record is from the annotation of a GenBank genome assembly. NCBI's taxonomy places the organism in Eukaryota, Viridiplantae, Streptophyta, Magnoliopsida, Lamiales, Orobanchaceae.